Messenger RNA from Leptinotarsa decemlineata (Colorado potato beetle), 3500 nucleotides. RefSeq lists its product as uncharacterized. Lineage: Eukaryota; Metazoa; Arthropoda; Insecta; Coleoptera; Chrysomelidae. The record is from RefSeq and is a predicted model, not a curated record.
CCAGAAAGACGAUUUCUGCUAAGCGUAGUGUUAGUUCGAAACCAGUCGGAAAGUUAACUGGAAAAUGUCAACGCUGACUUAUCGCGAUAUUGGAAAAAUCGAAAUUCCUGCAAUCCUUCACUAAUUAAAAGUACUCGUGGUGCGCGUUGUAGAAUCAAAAGUGUUGAGUGCCGCGUUCCCGCCUGUAUUUUAAAAACUGUGAGUGAUUAGAAAGCAAAUAUCUAAAUCCUCCUUUAUAGUGAAGUGUUGAAAUGUGGCCGUUGGUAUGAUGAAACGACCAGGGAGUAAGAGCUGACAUGGAAUACUUGACUUAUUUUGUGAAGCAAAGGCAAAAAUGCAGGCUGACGAUAUAAAAGCAGUCAUGUGCAAACAGACGGAAAUAUCGACAAGCCAAAUGACUUUCAAAAGCGAUGAAGAUUUAAGUUUUUCCAAAUGUGAGGAAGAACCUGAGAUAGAUGAAACAAAUUAUUGUACAAAGGAUCCUAUCAAGUUUGAUGAAAUCAAUUUGGAUGAUGAUAUUGAGAAAAUAGAAGAAACCAGUCACGAAUCCUCAGAAGAAAUGGGUGAACUGGAUCUUCCUGAGAAAAUUACACGGAAUACAGAACCACCUCUCUUUAGUGGCAUUCCUACUCAAAAUCCCAGCGAAUCAAUCAAAAGUUGGCUGCAGAGGAUUACAGAUAUGCAGAAUGAGAUAUUACAAAAAAAGUAUACACCAGGGAACAGUCAACUACAUAGUCAUCCAUUGGCGAGCAGACUACCUGUUUCGACUUUAACAAAUCUUACACCAGCUGCCCCAACAAAUCCUAACAGGGUUGUUAAUUAUCAAGACCUUCCUUACAUGGGAGAAAUGACGCUGGAUAAUUCAAAACCCAGAAGAGGAAGGAAACCGAAGAAAGCCGAUAUUUGUCAUCUUAUUUAUAAAAACUAUGGAACUAUAUUUCCUGGCACUCCAAAUCCAGGAAGUUAUUUGGAAAAAGACACAAACGUUUUGAAAAAAACAGUGGGCAUUAAUGAUAUUAACGAUAAUGUUAAUAGAAGUGACGUGCAGCACAAAAUUAUUUCUAGCCUACUCGAAAGAAGACUGACUCAAGAAAAUAACAGGAUGAAAGAACCAAGGAAAAUCACAGCAAAAAUUAAAAAAGACCAAAACGAACCGUUGAAUUUGUGCAUCCGAGAUUUGAACCAUCUGAAGAUAAGACUGUUGAAAAGAAACGAUAACACGUAUACUUCUGAAAUAAAAUUAGAACCUCAAUCGGAUGAUGACAUAGAAGUUGUCCAGGAAUCACCAAGUCCAUCUAUCAGCUCGAAAACGGAACCAGGAUUUCCUUCUGCAUCACCAGAAACUUUCUCAACUCCUAGUCCAGAUCCUCUGAAGACUGCCGAUGGAACUACUGGUCCUGGUGGAUAUGUUUACUGGCCGAAUGCUGGAGUAUUCAUCCAUCCAGUGGCGUUGCAGCAGCAGUUGAUGAUGUACCAAAAAAUGACAGGAGGGAGUAACUACAUAGUACCGAAUAACCAAACUUUCAAGCCUCCUCCCGAGGAAAGCGCUGGUUGUUCGAAAAUAGGACAGAGCUCUACGGAGCUGAGAAAAUUGAUGCCGAAAGUAGUUAAACCAAAAAGCACCAACAGUAAAGGAAACACUGAAGAGACUGACUGCCAACCAGUGUCUGGCCAAGAAAUCAAGAAAAGAAACGCUUCAUCGGCGGACCAUCACAAAACGCCGACGAAAAGAAAAAGAUCAGCAAUUUUCAUUCCACCCAUACCUACAGAAAAUAAUACCAAUCCCGCUACUGAAGUUAGUAUUUGCAAAUUCAAGUUUACUGGAGGAGCCAAACCGACUCUACAGGAGAAGAAAAUGCUUUCAGUUGAUUCCGGAGGCAAUUUUAGGUACUACAGCGGUACGGGUGACAAGUCCAUGCGAGGCUAUGAGUUCUUUCCAAGGGAAACGUUGCAACAACAGAUAAACAAUAGUCAGGGAUCUUCAACGGGGGCCUUUCUCAAAGCAAGCGGUGAAAAAAUCUACCCCACACCUCCAGUAGACUUCACGGGAUCAAAAACCAGUAGUUCAGACUUUCUGCUCAGUCCUGAACUACCGGCAGCGACCUUUUCCACACAGUCAUCAUCGAGUCAAGACCAAUCUCAUAGACUCAAAAAGCGAAAGUCGAGAAAGAGUUUACAGAGAGAGAAGUUGGAACAGACAUUCAAAGAGAAGGGGUUUCUGAUACAAACCCAACAAACGGAAAGUGCAGAAGGUGCGACAUAUUGUAAGUUCAGGCAACUGAGAAAGUUCACAAGGUACUUAUUCAGAUCGUGGAAAGACUAUUUACCGGGUAACAUCGCGGAGGGCGAGCAACCCAGAUGCCUUGAAAAUGGUGAUCUGAGUCUGGGUGAAUUAGAUAGAGACAAUGCCGACAAUUCAUCGAUCAACUCAAGUGAGUUAUCAACCACACAAGCACAGUGAAACUUCUUUUACUUCCAGAUUGUUACGAACGAUCUGACGUUAUUGAAAAUAUUUCUACCAAAGAUUUAACUAGUUAGGUUACGAAUACAGGGUGUCUCAAAGUUUUGAAUUCAGUUUCUUCAUACAGUUUGUUAAUGAGAUGGCGAUCAUCAUUUGAAAAUAUCUGAUGGAACAAAAAUGUAGCUAACUUAUGUAGCUGGUAGUCAUGAUCGAAAACGCAAUUUGUAAUUUUUUUAAAUUUUUUCGCUUUAGAGCUUGUGAGAAAAUUAUUGUACAUAAUAGUAGAUAUAUAUGAGACCAGUAGGUAUUGGAGGCAGUGAAAUUAUAGUCGUCCAUUAUAGUCACCUAUUUCUUCAACUGAUCACUAAUGAAGUUACCCAAUUGAAAUGAUUUGUUGUGUACAAUGAGAUGAGUUUGAAGAAAUUGAUAGGCAUUGAAACCACUGGACCCUGUACAUAUAACUCCAGACGUACAAAUUAAAACUGAUUGAGGAAAUAUCUGAAAUAAUUCCUAUACAUUUACUGUUUUAAAUUUGGAUUUAUGUUGAUUUAAAGACAAACAAUUUUCUAUAAUUUUUCAAUCGUUCAUCACAUUAUAUCGAAUUUCUAAAUUUUUGUGAAGUCGAAUUAUGAUAUAAUGUCAAAGAUGAUAUAACAUAUUGGGUUUUCCAUUUAAAAAAAUAUCAAUUCGACUGUAUGAUGGCCGAUACCUGAACACGCCGAUUUUCACAUUGUUACAUUGAAGUGUUAUUCAACUACAAUAUAUAUUUGGUCUUCCAUUAUUUUUGACUCCAUCAUGUUGAUUAUUUUCCAUUUAUGAUUCUGAAACGCUAUUUUAACUGUAACGAAACUUUGGGCCACCGUGUACCAUGAUAAGGUGGAAUAACUUCCCGAAACAUUCGUCUUGAACAAGGUGCUAACUUUGAUUACAGAAUUUUAUUUUUAUUACAAGAAUAAACUUAAUCUAGUCCAUACCAUGUUAUAUUGAGUACUGUGUACUAUACAUGUUUGUUGUUGAAUAAAUUAUUAUUAAUUUUUUA